This is a messenger RNA of Theileria equi strain WA, 954 nucleotides long. RefSeq names its product ema family member protein. Bases 104 to 922 code for a protein of 272 amino acids. The transcript has a single exon. NCBI's taxonomy places the organism in Eukaryota, Apicomplexa, Aconoidasida, Piroplasmida, Theileriidae. The record is from RefSeq and is a predicted model, not a curated record.
GGAGAAUCACGCAAAAUUUCCAUACAUUUGUACGAGACUAAUCGAUUAACGUUAAUGCAGUCGCAGGAUUUGGGUUUGGCCGGCAGAGAGUAAAGGAGCACCAAUGAGAGCGACAUCGUUGAUUUUGGUCAUUUCCCUGGCGAUUUCGGGAACUUUGGCUGCAAAGGUUCACAACUGUUCCUCUGCGACAGUUAACAUUGCCAACGACGUGAAUGAGCAGUACAACGUGAUUACCAAGGUGGACGAGAACCACAUCGUAUACACGACUGCGGAGGGCUACGCCUUCAAGAAGGUGGUCGACAACCUCGUUGAGGUGGCUACUUUCGACUUGAAGGCGACGUCACCCAAGACGGUCACCAAGUACCUCAUUGACGAUGGCAUCUACGUGACGGUUGCCAUGGAGCCGUCUCAGCACUUCGCCUACAAAAAGAGAGGAAACGAGUACGUUAAGCUCAACCUGGUCGAAUUCUACGAGAAUGUGCUCUUCAAGGACUUUGAAAAGGUGACGAUCGACGCGGACAAGUGCGAGUCUGCCGUCUACUUCGACGCCUCCUCAUUCGGCUCUGGCAAGAUGUACGAGUUCCCCUCCUCGCUCAAGAGGCCGCUCAAGGUCAUGUCGGCCGGCAAGCAGAUUUUGGGCGUCCCCAAGGAGGUUCUGAUCGACGUGGUAAUUUACGUUAGCGGGAGCGACAAGAUCCUCAGAAUCGGCUACGUCUCUAGGGACGACUCCAGGAUCAAGGAGGUGUUUUACCAAAAGGUCCGCACCUACUGGUCACCAGUUACGGUGUCAGCCGCCGCCAAGGUCCUGCAUGCAAUGAAUUCAGCCUUCCCCGCCGACUAUGAGUCGCUCUACGACGGCUGCCCAGUGCUCACAGUUUUGUUCUCAGUCGCCGCUCUCGCCCUGUUUGUACUCUUUCAGUGAUUGCCAUGAUGGCACUAAUAUGUGUACCUGUG